ACUUCGCGAGAUUUGCUUGGCGCCGCGACCUCAUGUGAGACACCUCCUGCUUGAGAGCCAGUCCGACGUUACCUCUGCAGAGGAAAACGCAACGGCGCCCCGAAAAUGGUUUAUUUCCGUCUCAUCUGAGCCCAAAAAACACGUUUGUACCAAGAACGUCUUUUUUAAUCCAUUGUUUAUUCGAGGCCUAGCAGGGGCGCCGCGCAACGAUGUGGAUCCAGGUUCGCACGAUAGACGGGAAGGAGACGCGAACCGUUGAGGAUCUUUCUAGACUGACCAAAAUUGAGUCUUUACGGCUGAAAAUACAGGACAUCUUCAAUGUGAGCCCCCAACAGCAGCGCCUCUUCUACCGAGGGAAGCAGAUGGAAGACGGUCUGACACUUUUCGACUACAAUGUGGGUCUCAAUGACAUCGUCCAGCUGCUGAUCCGGUCUCAGACCGACCCCCCGGACAGUCCUGCCACCAAGGACGCGUCUGGUGUCGCCAGUAGCUCAGCUCCUCUGCCUGACUCGAAGACUGAAAACCUCCGAGCUCCGGCCUCCUCAGCAGAUGUGGAGACCUCAUCCGACACGGACAAUAAGAACGAAGGCGACCGUGCCACUGUAAAUGAAACCAAGCUAGAAACCGUCGCUGCUAGUACCAAAAAUGGCUUCAGGUCCUCCAGUCCAGCACAGGAUACUCAGCCACCCACGUCCAGCCGGAGCACAUUAGUCAACCCAGGGAUUGGCUUGUACAAGAUUAACGAGCUGGUGGACUGUAGGGACGUAAGCAUCGGUGCCUGGUUUGAGGCCUGCAUCGAAAAUGUGACACUUUCACCCAAAGGACAGAUAACGCCCACUAAGGGAAAGGUGGGCCGGCCCUCAAAAAGGACAAACGGGAAGCUGGAGGCUGAGCAGGCACAGGCCCAUGGACAAGGUCAAACCACGGACAAUAACAGGAAUAACCCUGUGUUAAACUCUGAAAGUAACGGAGCCUCCACCUCUCAGAAAGACUCUACCACAGAAACCAAGGAGAAAGAAGAGGACAUAGCUUACCACAUUAAAUAUGAAGACUAUCCAGAGAACGGCGUCGUAGAGAUGCGCUCCGUAGACGUGAGGCCCCGCGCCAGGACCCUGCUGCGGUGGGACCAGCUCCAGGUGGGGCUGCAGGUGAUGGUCAACUACAACAUGGAGACCCCAGACGAAAGAGGCUUCUGGUACGACGCAGAGAUAGUGGCCAUAAAUCAAACCUCUCGCACCAAUAAGGAGCUCCGAGUUAAUAUUCUCCUGGGUGGUCCCGAAGAUGUGAUCGGAGAUUGCAAAGUUCAGUUUUUGGAUGAAAUCUACCAGGUGGAGAAACCAGGAGCUCGUCCCCUCUCGAGCGCAGACGGACAGUUUAAACGGAAGAGCGGACCCGAGUGCAAGCACUGCAAGGCCGACCCCGACGCAGAGUGUCGCUUCUGCUCCUGCUGCGUGUGCGGCGGGAAGCAGGACGCUCACAUGCAGCUGCUGUGUGACGAGUGCAACAUGGCGUUCCACAUCUACUGCCUCAACCCUCCGCUGGCCACCAUCCCAGAUGACGAGGACUGGUACUGCCCAACCUGUAAAAAUGACACCAGCGAAGUUGUUAAGGCAGGUGAGAAACUCAAAGCCAGCAAGAAGAAAGCCAAAAUGCCUUCGGCUACCACUGAGAGUCAAAGGGACUGGGGAAAGGGUAUGGCCUGCGUGGGGCGCACUAAAGAAUGCACAAUUGUUCCCUCAAACCACUACGGACCUAUUCCUGGCAUUCCUGUGGGAGCCACCUGGAAAUUCAGAGUGCAGGUGAGCGAGGCAGGUGUCCACAGGCCGCACGUCGGCGGCAUCCACGGCCGCAGCAACGACGGCUCCUAUUCGCUGGUGUUGGCCGGGGGCUUUGAGGACGAAGUGGACCGGGGAGACGAGUUCACCUACACUGGCAGUGGGGGUCGCGACCUCUCGGGAAACAAACGCAUCGGGGAGCACAGUUUUGACCAAACGCUGACUCACAUGAAUAGGGCGUUGGCCUUAAACUGUGACGCGCCACUGAACGACAAAGACGGAGCCGAGUCCAGAAACUGGCGGGCUGGAAAGCCGGUGAGAGUGGUACGCAGCUCUAAAGGUAGACGCAUCAGCAAAUACGCUCCAGAAGAAGGAAACCGCUACGACGGUAUUUACAAGGUGGUGAAGUACUGGCCAGAGAUCGGAAAGUGUGGCUAUUUGGUGUGGCGGUAUCUGCUGAGACGAGACGACCUGGAGCCGGCUCCGUGGACCCCUGAAGGACUGGAGAGGAUAAAGAAACUGGGCCUUUCGGUUCAGUACCCACCAGGCUAUUUGGCAGCCAUGGCUAACAAAACAAAGAAGGAGGCUUGCGCUAGGCCUGGUCGUGGCGGUCGCGGUAAGCACUAUCCUGGAAGGGGGAGGCCACGGAGGCGCAAGAUUAAAACGAAAGAGGAGGAGGAGGAGGAGGAAGGGCUGGAGGAGGAGGAAGAGGAGGAGGGGGAAGAGCAGGGGGAUGAGCCUCCAGAAGCCAAGAUGCAAGAGGACGCGCCACAAAGUAACGGAGAGCAGAAGACAACCGGAGAAACUGAACCGUCACCAGAAACCGAGCCGCCGCCUAAACGCGUUAAGAUAGAGGAGACCUUCCAGCUGACCGAGCAGCAACAGCAGCUGAUCCAGGAUGACACCGCCAACAAGAAGCUCUGGGAUGAAGCCAUGGAGCACAUCAAAGAGGGACCGAAUUUCCUGCGAAAGCUGGAGCAGAUCUUCAUGUGCGUCUGCUGCCAGGAGCUGGCCUUCCAGCCCAUCACCACCGUCUGCUCACACAACGUCUGCAAGACUUGUCUGCAGCGGUCGUUUCGGGCAGCGGUGUACACCUGCCCCGCCUGCCGCCACGACCUGGGCAAAGACUAUGUCAUGAACCAAAACAAGAAGCUGCAGAUUCUGCUCGACCAGUUCUUUCCCGGCUACAGCAAGGGCCGAUGAGAUCCAGUUCACACGUAUGGAUAGAAUACAUGCACAUUAAAAGCAUCCAUUCUGCGCACCCUCGUAUACCGUCACGUACCUAGCAGCUCCACUUUGCAACGCGUUGCACUCACAUAAUGUACUUACCCACGGGCAAUUGUGUUUUGCAUUUUACAGCCAUCGUAUGUAUACAAUCAUUUUACUACACACAAACCACCUCAGUUAGAGACUGACCCCAUCUGCUGAACUUGGAUCGUCUCCAUUUGCAUCACCAGCCUGAAAAAUUCAGACAGAGGACGUUGCCUCGCCUCGCUACUCCAGCCACAAGACGUGGGCGCAAAAACAAACGCACAAAAAGCCCCCUCUCACCCCCCCACUGGCCCCACCAACCAUCUCAAGGUCUUUUCUCCUUUGCUGUUUUUUUUUUUUUCUUCUCCUUUUAUGUUGCCCGCUGGCUCUGUUAAUUGACGCGCAGUACAUUGUUUGGGUGCAAAUUCAUGCUCGAAAGCAAACAUUUCAAUUCCUGCCAACCUGCUUGCAUUUUACGUACCAUGUAUGCAGUUCUACACAAACGCGCAGAGGCAAUUGAAAGGACUCUCUCUCGCUUGCCAGGUGGCGGUUUAUGGUGCUAGAGAAAGGGGCUGGUCUGAGCGAGAGAUUCUCAAUGCAAGGGGUUUUACACACUGUUUUCCAAAAAUGAAGCACUAUAUUAGUGACUCGUGCUGUAGGCUUGUUUCUAGGCUCGUCUGGUGCGUUUUCCUGUAUCACGUUUGGCGCUUGCGUCAGUUGGAACCGUCUAAUUUCUUUCUGUUGAGCAAACGGGAAUAAAUGAAGCUUCACCAAGGUCGUGGGAGAAGAAAACGUAAAUAAAGAGCUGUUUCUACUUUCCUUUUACUAAAUGUAAAAGUAAAGGUGUGAUUCGUGGUAGAGAUUCUGCUCUAAACUAAAUGGAGCAGGCAUUUCUUGGCCAUCAGAAGAAUACCCUUUGGUAUUUCUUUUCAUUUACCACACCAACGCUCUGAUGCUUGGUGGGUUUGUUUUGUUUUUUUUCUCGCAGUGGCAUCUUGAGAGGCCAGCCUGUGUUUGUCCUUGAUGUUACCAGGUAACCACUUUCAAGUCAGACCGUUUUCAUAGCUACUUUGAUCAAAAUGUUCACAGCAAAUAUUUCUCUGCUGUUCUUCGACUUGUUGCAAUAAAUGUCUACUGGAUGCGCGGAUACGUUUUGCCACAUUCCAGCUAGAAAAUCGUGCGUCUCAGAUUGUGGGAACUGAGAGUUUUACAAAGGCAGCACAUUUCUGCUCCCUGUACUGUCUUUGUGGGGUAACCCACUGCAAGCGGCUCGGGCAGUCUGCCAAAGUCCAGGCCAGUUUACUGACCAUAUGUGACAAAGAAGUACAUGUUUGACCAGUCGGACACCUUUACCAUUAAUACCUGCAAGAGGGAGAGAUGGAUUAGUGUUGUAAGCUUUGUCAGUGUUAACCAUGGUCCAGUUCCUGGUAUGAAGGUAUGCCCCACUUUUCAAAUCAUUUGAUUAGUUGUCUAUUAUUUUUGUAGCACUGUGCUGAAGCACUCUGCCUAAUAGCUGGCUGAACAAAAGCUUAUGCACAUCCUAUCUUACAAGAAAGAAACAUUUAGUCUUUUAAAAAUAUUUGCAUCUGUUACGCAGCUGACUGCAGGCUAGCUACCCCAGCAGAUAGCCUGACCAAUUAACUACAGCAAAUUAAAAAAAAGGUGCAAUAUGACUUAAUUUUUUCAGUUUGCAACAGUUAUUCCUACUGUGAUAAUAAUGUGAUCUAUAACAGAUUUGAGCAAAAAAAAA
This is a messenger RNA of Poecilia reticulata (guppy), 4776 nucleotides long. It is a transcript of the gene uhrf2, whose product is annotated as ubiquitin like with PHD and ring finger domains 2. Gene Ontology annotation, biological process: negative regulation of gene expression via chromosomal CpG island methylation; protein ubiquitination. Lineage: Eukaryota; Metazoa; Chordata; Actinopteri; Cyprinodontiformes; Poeciliidae. The record is from RefSeq and is a predicted model, not a curated record. Gene Ontology annotation, molecular function: protein binding; ubiquitin protein ligase activity.